AGAGAAAUACAUAAACUGUUUAAAAUAGAGGCCAUCCACACCCAGUGUGCUGGCAAUGUAACUGAACUAAUAUCUCCAGGCCACCGCUCACGCCCACAUCGAUCAGAAAGCUACACCUCUAACAUCUCCAGAUAACCUCAUCAAAAUGCUUUCCCAAGCCCUCAUCGUCACACUCCUAGCAACCCUCGGCUCCUCCAACCCCAUCACCCCCCGCCAAUCCUCCGGCCCCGGCACAACGCUACAAGCAGGCUGGUACUGGAUCCGGGCCGUCGCCUCUCCCAACUACCACAAGUACCUCCAAACCAAACCCACCAACGCCGUCGGCACCGCCGUUCUCGAGACCUACACCACCGCCGGGCAGUACAACGUGAAAAACGGCCAACUAGUCGCGAACACCGGCUCCGGGUCCGCGCCGCUCUACCUGCACGUGGAGAGGCCGACCGACACCGCGAACCCGCCGCGCACGCUGGCGACCGCGUUCAACGAGACGGAGAACGACUUCGGCACGUUUGAGUUCCAGGGCGACGCUCUGACGUGGAGUGUCCCGGAGGUCAAGCGCCAGAACCUGGCUGCGUGGCUUGUGUGUGCGAAUCAGGCGCUGUUUAUUAAUACCGGCGCGUAUGGGUAUCAGACGCCUAGCGGGUGUGCGGAUCAGACUAUUCAUUACUACAAUGACGCACACGCGAAUGCGUAGGCUAGACUUGUCUAGAUCUGUUGGGUUAUGUAAUGUAUCUGUAGGUAGAUAGCAAGAUUCCAACAUGAAUUAUUUCUAUAUCGACGACGAACGUACC
Molecule: messenger RNA, 791 nt
Organism: Annulohypoxylon maeteangense
Lineage: Eukaryota; Fungi; Ascomycota; Sordariomycetes; Xylariales; Hypoxylaceae
Exons: 2
Coding region: 146-694 (182 amino acids)
Source: RefSeq, a predicted model, not a curated record